AAUCCAAAGAUGUCUUCAAAAUACAACUCCUUGAAACUGGUAAAAGUGAAGAAUGUUGGAGAUUUUGUGUAUAAAGUAUCACUGAACCGCCCAUCUAAGUUUAAUGCUUUAAAUAUGGUGAUUUGGAAAGAAAUUGGAGACUGCUUCCAGUUGAUUGAUGAAGAUCCAGAAUGUCGAGUGGUAAUUUUGCAAGGAGAGGGAAAACAUUUUUGCUCGGGACUUGAUUUGAGUGAAGUCACAUUUCUCAAUGGAGAAGAAGCUGAUGAUUCUGCAAGAAGAGGAAGAUCAAUUUUAAGAACAAUCAAGUUCAUGCAAAAACAGUUUACAUAUAUUGAUGAAUGCUCAAAACCAGUUAUUCUCGCAAUGCAUGGUUAUUGUCUUGGUGCAGCAUUGGAUAUUGCAACUGCUUGUGAUGUUCGUGUUGCUACAAAAGACGCUGUGCUCUCUGUAAAGGAAGUAGAUAUUGGAAUGGCUGCAGAUGUCGGAACACUCAAUCGUUUGCCUAAAAUUGUUGGAAAUCACAGUUGGAUCAAGGAUAUUUCCCUUUCCGCUCGUCAUUUCUCAGCUGGAGAAGCACUUCAAUUCGGUCUUCUUAGUCGCGUCUACGAUACCCGUGAGGAAAUGAUAAAUGAGGUGUUAAAAAUGGCGAAACUGAUUGCUUUGAAAAGUCCGGUUGGAGUACAGGGAACUAAGAAUGCUUUGAAUUACGCAAGAGAUCAUACUGUGGAGAAUAGCUUGAAUUAUGUGGCCACUUGGAAUAUGUCCCAAUUAUUCACAGAUGACAUUAUGAAAGCAAGUAUGGCAUCUUUGAGCAAGCAACCAACUCCACCAUUUUCCAAAUUAUAAUUUGUAUUCGAUAUUAACUUGUAGAAAUUAGAUACAAACAUUUUUUAAAACACAAAAAAUAAUUUUAUCUG
Molecule: messenger RNA, 917 nt
Organism: Caenorhabditis elegans
Lineage: Eukaryota; Metazoa; Nematoda; Chromadorea; Rhabditida; Rhabditidae
Gene: F58A6.1
Product: Delta(3,5)-Delta(2,4)-dienoyl-CoA isomerase, mitochondrial
Exons: 5
Coding region: 10-846 (278 amino acids)
Biological process (GO): fatty acid beta-oxidation
Cellular component (GO): cytoplasm; peroxisome
Molecular function (GO): isomerase activity; delta(3,5)-delta(2,4)-dienoyl-CoA isomerase activity
Source: RefSeq, marked reviewed